UUUAGUGCAACUGAAAGCUAUAAAUAACCAUUAGGGCCCAAGCAAGUGGCCUUAACCCAUGGAUUUUCUUCCAAAAAAUGCAGACAGAUUUUAAUUAAGUUUGCAAUUAACCUUUGGGGAGGGCAGGUCCCCUGGAUUCCAUUUGCUUCUGGAGACACUAACAAGAUGGGAGUCAUGGCUGUGCUGAUGCUGCCCCUGCUGCUCCUGGGAAUCAGCGGCCUCCUCUUCAUUUAUCAAGAGGUGUCCAGGCUGUGGUCAAAGUCAGCUGUGCCGAACAAAGUGGUGGUGAUCACUGAUGCCAUCUCAGGACUGGGCAAGGAGUGUGCUCGGGUGUUCCACACGGGUGGGGCAAGGCUGGUGCUAUGUGGAAAGAACUGGGAGAGACUAGAGAACCUCUAUGAUGCCUUGAUCAGCGUGGCUGACCCCAGCAAGCAGACGUUCACCCCAAAGCUGGUCCUGUUGGACCUCUCGGACAUCAGCUGUGUCCCAGAUGUGGCAAAAGAAGUCCUGGAUUGCUAUGGCUGUGUGGACAUCCUUAUCAACAAUGCCAGUGUGAAGGUGAAGGGGCCUGCCCAUAAGAUUUCUCUGGAGCUAGACAAAAAGAUCAUGGAUGCCAAUUACUUUGGACCCAUCACCUUGACAAAAGCCCUGCUUCCCAACAUGAUCUCCCGGAGAACAGGCCAAAUUGUGCUAGUGAAUAACAUCCAGGGGAAGUUUGGGAUCCCAUUCCGUACAGCAUAUGCUGCCUCCAAGCACGCAGCCCUGGGCUUCUUUGACUGCCUCCGAGCGGAAGUGGAGGAAUAUGACGUCGUCAUCAGCACCGUGAGCCCGACUUUCAUCCGGUCAUACCAUGUUUAUCCAGAGCAAGGAAACUGGGAAGCCUCCAUUUGGAAAUUCUUUUUCAGGAAGCUGACCUAUGGCGUGCACCCCGUGGAGGUGGCGGAGGAGGUGAUGCGCACCGUGCGGAGAAAGAAGCAGGAGGUGUUCAUGGCCAACCCCAUUCCCAAGGCCGCUGUGUACGUCCGCACCUUCUUCCCCGAGUUCUUUUUCGCCGUGGUGGCCUGUGGGGUGAAGGAGAAGCUCAAUGUCCCGGAGGAGGGGUAACUGCAGGAGGCCAAAUGGGUCACGCCUUGGAAAUAAAGGUUUCUGGCAGGUG
Molecule: messenger RNA, 1156 nt
Organism: Callithrix jacchus (white-tufted-ear marmoset)
Lineage: Eukaryota; Metazoa; Chordata; Mammalia; Primates; Cebidae
Gene: DHRS7C
Product: dehydrogenase/reductase 7C
Biological process (GO): intracellular calcium ion homeostasis
Molecular function (GO): oxidoreductase activity, acting on the CH-OH group of donors, NAD or NADP as acceptor
Source: RefSeq, a predicted model, not a curated record